AUGGAAAACUCGGUGAAACCAGAAGUGUUCUCCAGUCAUCUAGAUUGGUAUUCAUCAAAAGUAAAAUCAGUUUUGUCUAAAUCAGUAGAUGCUGAAAUGGACAACAAUGAUGAUGAAGAGAGAAUCAUUUAUAGUUACAGUACUGCUUUUCAUGGAAUGGCUGCUAAGUUAAGCACAGAAGAAGCGAAAAAGCUAGAAUCUGAAGAUGGUGUUGUAGCUAUAUUCCCUGAUACAAAGUAUGAACUACAGACUACAAGAAGUCCUUAUAUUCUUGGUCUUGAACCGAUUCAAACCAACAACAAAAGUUGGUCGGAAAAACGAGUUAGCCAUGAUGUUGUAGUUUUGGACACUGGUAUUUGGCCUGAGAGUGAGAGUUUCAAUGACGCCGAUUACAAAUCACCAAGAGAUCAAGAUGGUCAUGGAACUCACACUGCAGCUACUGUUGCUGGAUCUCCAGUUCAUGGUGCUAAUCUUCUUGGUUAUGCUUAUGGAACCGCAAGAGGAAUGACACCAGGUGCAAGAAUUGCAGCUUACAAAGUGUGUUGGACUGGUGGAUGUUUCAGCUCAGAUAUUUUAUCAGCGGUUGAUACAGCAGUAGCCAACGAAGUACAAGCAGAAAUUCAAAGCAUUGGAAGCGAUGGUCGAGCAAGUGACACGUUAAGCGAAAUAGCGACGGUUCGUUUUGCCGGUUUGGUGAAGUAUCAACAGAUCCAAACCGCUAAUAACAUACCAGAUGCUAACAAUAUAACUGUUGGUGAUACGCUUUGGAUUCCUUUGCCUCGUGGUUGUGAUAAGGUGGAUGACAGUAGUGUUUUACAUUAUGCACAUGUUGUGGAAUCUGGUAAUACCAUUGAUAUCAUUGCUCAAAAUAUGGUACAACACCAACAAAGCUAA
Molecule: messenger RNA, 894 nt
Organism: Lathyrus oleraceus (garden pea)
Lineage: Eukaryota; Viridiplantae; Streptophyta; Magnoliopsida; Fabales; Fabaceae
Product: subtilisin-like protease SBT1.3
Exons: 3
Coding region: 1-894 (297 amino acids)
Biological process (GO): proteolysis
Molecular function (GO): serine-type endopeptidase activity
Source: RefSeq, a predicted model, not a curated record